Molecule: messenger RNA, 3127 nt
Organism: Hemicordylus capensis (graceful crag lizard)
Lineage: Eukaryota; Metazoa; Chordata; Lepidosauria; Squamata; Cordylidae
Gene: MTBP
Product: MDM2 binding protein
Exons: 22
Coding region: 314-2872 (852 amino acids)
Biological process (GO): traversing start control point of mitotic cell cycle; regulation of protein ubiquitination; protein localization to kinetochore
Cellular component (GO): kinetochore
Source: RefSeq, a predicted model, not a curated record
CCUAGGUUCGCUUGCCUGUGCGGCCUUAAGGGAGAGCCUCUCAAAGUUGGGCCCCCAGAUGUUGCUGAGCGACAGCUGCCAGGGUGGCUGGGAAUGACGGGAGUUGUUGGAGUUCGAUCACUCCAUCUUUAUUCCGGCCCAAGCCCAGGAGUUCGAUGACAACAUCUGGGGGGACCCAACUUUGAGAAGCCCCUGAGGAGUAAAAUAACGAGACUUGCACUUGGAGGUGUGGGAUAACAGAUCGUGGUCUCUCCUGUAAAGGAAUGUUACCAAGGAUAUUGCUUGGACAAUUGGGCAUCUAUCUAUUGGUUUGAUGGCUUCUAGUAUUUGUGAUUUACUGAAAACAAGCUGCAAUGCCCCUUUAAACAGAAAAGUGGAAGAAUUUCCAGCAUGUUCACUGGCUGGGGUCCCAGGUUUGAAGGAAUGGUAUUUUGCUAUUCAGUCAAUAUGUGGAUUUUAUCAGUUUUGCAGUUCUGACUGGGAGGACAUUUGUUUUGACCUACGAACAGAUGAAAGCAAAGACAUGAUUCAAAAAAAUAUCGAAGCAUACCUGGGUGAUAUUCAAACUAUUGAGGAGGAAGAUGGUAAUAGCAGGGAACUAUCACUGAUUGAUCUUUAUGAAGAAUCUGCAGAGGGUAUACAUCAGUUAGCAGAUAAGCUUCCUGCUCCUGGAAGAGCAAUGGUUGAUGUCAUACUGCAGUCUUCAGAAAGAGAAGCCCCUCGAUUGAAAGAUUGCUUACCUGUUAUUGGUGCCUUGAAACAUCUGAGAGAAUGGCACACAGCAAAAAUCACUAUUGUAGCAAAUGAAAACAAAACUUGGCAAAAAGUUGCAGAUUAUCUUUGUGCAGAUAUUGUGGCUCCAAAAGACCUGAAAAAUAGCAUUGAUUCCAGAGAAUUAUGGCGAGGAAAGAUUCAGAUAUGGGAGCGAAAGUUUGGAUCUGAAAUUACUUUUCCAGACUUCUGUAUAAAAGGUACUGCAUCAAGAACGCCAUUCAGUGUGUUACAUUUAAAUACUUGCUUUGCUGCUGAGAAAACGGAACAGACAAAGAAUACUAACUUUCAUUUGCCAAAGGUUUUCCAUUAUUAUGGUUCAGCAUUAAAAUUUGUACAGAUUGUGCUGCUGUCUGAUCUACCUUCAUCUUUAGUCUCAGACAUUCAGUUUGAGGUGAGCCUGGCAAGAACGAAUGUGGAAGAGAAAUCUAUGCUGUUUUGGAACCAGAUUUCCUCUCUUUGCGGAAAGGUAGGAGCUUUAUUUGUAUUGCCCUGCAGUGUAAGUGGUAUGUUGAUUCCUUUACCUAGCCAACUGAGUACCAAAAAAUGGAAGGAAUAUAUGGCUCAGAAACCCAAAGUCAUCAAUGCUCCAGAAGCUGAACUGAAAGGAGAAACUUGCAACUAUUAUUUCUUAGUACAAGGUAACGGCUGUAAAGGAUGUAAAGCAACAUUGAUCUAUUCAGCCAGUCAGAUCAAUGGCUCAGUCACUCUUGCAGAAACAGUUGGAAAAUUGACAACAAAGGCAGAAGAUACAGAAGCAGGUUUGUUUGAAGAGGUCCUCCGAUCUCUCCCACACUUCUACGGGGAACAGAUUUUGCAGAGAGAGAAGAACCUGGCUUGCAUCCAAGCACUGGCUUUGAAUCAGUUCCUGAGAGGCUGGGAAUCAGCCAGACAACCACUGACUGUUUCACCUGAUAAACUAAAAGAGCUGCUGACAUGCACCAGGGAACGUUUUUUACAGUUGUGGAACACUAAGCUUCCAACUAACCAUUUUUCAGAAAGAGCUGUCAAAACAGAAGGCCAUGGAACAAUUUGUGAUCUGAUGCUGAAAAAUUCAAAUCCUUUGGAGUGGCCAGAAAGAAACGUCUUUCAGAACUUGGAAAAUUUUGAAAAAAUUAAACAAAAAACAAGAGUUUCUGAACAACUGCUGGGCCAUAAAGAUGGCCAAAAGGAGUCAGCAACAUUACUUGACGCUAAAGAGUUGUUGAAGUAUUUUACUCCGGAAGGGUUGCCCAUUGGGGAUCUUCAGCCUUUAUGUUUUCAAAAAAGUGAAAAUGCUUUUCUUCUGACACCGGAGCUGACACCUCGAAAACUGAAAAGUUUGCCCUUUGAAAAAGCUGCUGGGUGCCAUUAUCAUGGCCUUGAAUACUGUCUGGACAACAGAGGAGCUUUGGAAAGAGAUGUGGUAUUGGCUGAACUUCAGACUCGUCUUAUCCGCUACGAAACUCAGACCACCUGCACAAAGCAGUGCUGCCCUGUGCCAUCCAUCUUGAGCCCUUUGCCCUCUCCUGCAGUGCUGUCAGAGCCCGGAAGCAUCCCUGAUGGGGAAACUUUACAAAGGGAGCUCCUAUCAGAGGCAUCCAGGCUAAAACGCAGAUCAAAAGACCUGGAUGGCUUUUAUCCCAACAAGAGGUUAAUGAAAUCUGAAAGUUCGGAUUCUCUCGUGUCUCAGGCAAGCGGAAGCAGCAGUGGCCGCCACUCAGGAACUGUUUCAAGAAAGCAGCUGGAGACGUCCGCCUCACUGUCUUCUGUGGCUGUGAAACAGGCUCAUAAUCGGCUGCAGAAAACAGUCACAAAAAGUAGCUUAGCCAGCCAAAAGUGUGUUAAAGAGCCAGAAAUAUCAAAGCCAGCAAAAGAACCGAGGUCUCAGAAGCACACACGGAUGUUGAAGGAGGUGGUGACUAAAACCCUGGAGAAGCAUGGAAUUGCUGAAGACCACAAGUGCUUUGUGACAUGCAGCCAACGUCUGUUUGAGAUAGCCAAGUUUUAUUUAAAGGAUCUGAAAACAUCUAGGGGUCUGUUUGAUGAAAUGAAGAAAGCUGCAAACAGCAAUGUUAAACAGGUCAUUGAAUGGGUGCUGGAAAAGACCAAACAGAAAUGACAUAUGCCUGAGCCCAAUUUUGAGUAAACACCAUGCAUGAAUGGACAGUGUGGGCUGCCCACCGCCGAGAGCAUGUUCAGCACACUACAAGAUCUGCCAUGUUAACUAUUUUUGUGAAGUAAGCCACAAUAUAUAUGUGUAUGUAUUUAUUAUGUUGCAGUGUAUAAAAGGACAUGAUGAACCCUCUGCUUUUUCUUUUUGUGGAGCUUGUACAGGUUUUUAUUUAGAGUAAUAAAAGCCAAGGUUUUUUUAGCA